AUGACCGUUGCUACUUCAACCGUUGUUGGUGCGUUGGCAUGCCAGAGAAACUCGUUUUUGAAGUCUCUAGAGGCUCGUGUUGUCUCUUGCAAGCCGUACGAGCCAAUCAUGUCUGCGAAAGAUAAGCAGAACAAGAAUAAGAAGAAAGAAGUGCCAAAGAAAGAAGAACAGGAGUUGUACGCGGUGGAGCUUGAGGAUACUGCUCUUUUUCCUGAAGGAGGAGGCCAACCUUACGAUACGGGCAGACUUGUGCUUCCCGAUCGCAACGUCGAGGUGGUGAAGGUGUUGAGGCAGGGACUCACGGCAGUCCACGUAACAAAGGACAAAGUGGAGCCAGGGACACUCGUGAAGCUGGACGUGGACUGGGAUAGACGGUUUGAUAUCAUGCAACAACACACGGGCCAGCACUUGGUGUCUGCCGUCUUCGACACUUUCAACUUGGAGACUCUCAGCUGGUCCAUGGGAGACACUAUCAAUUACAUCGAGUUGCCACAGCGCGUGGACGAGGCCAAGCUUGCAGAGGCGUCAAAAAUCAUCAAUGAGAAGAUUGUGGAGAACAUACCAAUCACUGUGGCCACACCUGAUGACCACGGCGGUGAGAUUGACGUUUCUCAUAUCCCAGACGACUACGACAUGUCCAAGGGCGUAGUGAGGAUCGUUUCGAUAGGCAAAAUGGAUACAAAUCCGUGCUGUGGGACACAUUUACAGUCAACUGGACAGAUCCAGGCGGUGGCCUUGUUGCACCAGACAAAUAUUAGAGGAGGCAACUCUCGGUUGCAUUUUGCGUGUGGUUCAAGAGUGGCAAGGCUUCUAGAGAAGAACUACUUGAUGUUGAAGGACGUAUGUGGGUCGCAGUUGUCGUGCCAAGUAGAAGAGGUGGGGACAAAAGUAGCAGAGUUGAAUAUGAACUACAGGAAAGUCCAAUCUCGAGAGAAUGCUUUACUCAAGGAGUUGGCCAGCAAUAAAGCCAGUGCUGUUUUCGACACGUUGAAGUCAAAAGGCGUUGCUUACAUUUAUAGGGCAGACAAUUCUCCAGAGUACUUGACUGCUUGCCAGAAAGAGCUUCUUACCCUCAUCAACGGCAACACGGAAAGCGGCGUCAACUUGACCGACAACAACACCGUUGUGUUUCUCAACGGCGACUACAAAUCUGGAACCGGAGGUAUGAUCAAGAUCAUGGGUCCCAAAGCGGAGGAGUUGCUGAAGGAGAUAACGAAGCUCGUGAAAAACAUGAAAGGUGGCGGUAAGGGCCCCAGUUUUCAGGGAAAGGUGGUGAAAUACGAGAAGGGCGAGAUAGAACGUGUGCUCGAUUUUUUGGAGCAAAUAGAGAAGUAG
Molecule: messenger RNA, 1335 nt
Organism: Candidozyma auris
Lineage: Eukaryota; Fungi; Ascomycota; Pichiomycetes; Serinales; Metschnikowiaceae
Product: putative alanine--tRNA ligase
Exons: 1
Coding region: 1-1335 (444 amino acids)
Biological process (GO): regulation of translational fidelity; alanyl-tRNA aminoacylation
Molecular function (GO): Ser-tRNA(Ala) deacylase activity; alanine-tRNA ligase activity; nucleic acid binding
Source: RefSeq, a predicted model, not a curated record